This is a messenger RNA of Leptosomus discolor (cuckoo roller), 1284 nucleotides long. The record is from RefSeq and is a predicted model, not a curated record. Lineage: Eukaryota; Metazoa; Chordata; Aves; Leptosomiformes; Leptosomidae.
AGUUCAGAAAGCCCAGCACUUCAACAACUUUCAUUUACUGUCAGACGAGGGGAAUUACUGGCUGUGAUUGGUCCUGUAGGGGCUGGAAAAUCUUCGCUCUUAAGUGCUGUUCUUGGUGAGCUGCCUAAAGACAAAGGUUUGAUAAAUGUUACUGGAAGAAUUGCCUAUGUUUCUCAGCAGCCUUGGGUGUUUUCUGGUACAGUAAGAAGUAAUAUACUGUUUGACAAGGAAUACGAGAAAGAAAAAUAUGAAAAUGUUUUAAAAGUCUGUGCUCUUAAAAAGGACUUGGAAUUAUUAGCAGAUGGUGACCUAACAGUAAUAGGAGAUCGUGGAGCUACGCUGAGUGGGGGACAGAAGGCCCGUGUAAAUCUGGCCAGAGCUGUGUAUCAAGAUGCAGACAUCUAUCUUUUGGAUGAUCCACUGAGUGCAGUAGAUGCUGAAGUUGGAAGACAUUUAUUUGAAAAAUGUAUUUGUCAGGCCUUACAUCAGAAGAUCUCCGUUUUGGUCACUCACCAGUUGCAAUAUCUCCGUGCUGCAAAUCAGAUCCUAAUUUUAAAAGACGGCAAAAUGGUGGGGAAAGGUACCUAUUCAGAGUUCCUGAGAUCUGGCAUCAACUUUGCUUCCCUUUUGGAAAAAAAUGAGGAGGUAGAACAGCCAUCGGUUCCAGGAACCCCCAACCUGAAGUCUUCCAGGAGCCGAACCUUCUCGGAGUCCUCUGUCUGGUCCCAGGAGUCUUCUGUCCACUCACAGAAAGAUGGAGCAGUGGAACAACUACCUGCUGAAAAUGCACUGGCUGCAGUGCCAGAGGAGAGUCGCUCUGAGGGAAAAAUAAACUUUAAGGUUUACAGAAAAUAUUUCACUGCAGGAGCAAACUACUUUGUGAUUUUUAUACUUCUAGUAUUCAAUAUUUUGGCACAGGUGGCAUAUGUGCUCCAGGACUGGUGGCUUUCUUACUGGGCAAAUCAUCAAGAAAAGUUGAAUGUCACAACAAGUGGGAAUAAUGGAGCAAAUGAGAAUGAACAUCUAGACCUUAACUUUUAUUUGGGAAUUUAUGCAGGUUUAACAGUGGCUACAAUACUGUUUGGCAUAAUAAGAAGUCUUCUGGUGUUUCAAGUUCUUGUUAAUUCUGGUCAGACUUUGCACAACAAAAUGUUUCAAUCCAUUUUGAAAGCUCCUGUCUUGUUUUUUGACAGAAAUCCUAUAGGAAGAAUCUUAAAUCGUUUCUCCAAAGAUAUUGGCCAUCUGGAUGACUUGCUUCCAUUGACAUUUUUGGACUUCGUGCAG